UUAUUUUAUUCUAUGCCUAAAGAUAUUGCUAUCUAAUGUUGUUUAGUUAAAUAUAGUUUGUAAUAAAAUUGUCAUAGUUUUACCCAAUUUAUGCAUAAAAUAUAAAAUAAUAUUCAAUGGAGUGCAGCAAAUAUUUAAAUGGUUUGGUGCCUUGCCGUAAGCAUACUUUAAAAGAUGUUUGUAGUGAAUUGGCGCAUCACCUUGAAGAGUGUCUUCCAGAGGGAAACCCUUCAAUAAGAAAAAGGUUCUAUAAUCGUUUAACUGUCCUUUUGAAACAGUCAUACCCAACCUAUACUUUUGGAGAAGAGGGUGCAUUUGCUUUGGUACAAAGAGUUCAUGAUAUGGAUCAUAUUCGUUGUUUGGUUAGGAAUAUGAAGUGUUCUCUGCCAUAUUCAGAACACAAAGAGCACCUGUUCCAUCCAGAAAUUAUCAUGGACGAAUUUGAAAGAAUGGGCAUUGUUUCCAAAGAAGCUGCAUUAGAGAGGCUAUUGCAAGUCGUUGAAAAGUUGUAUCCAAGUUUAGAUAUUCCGUCUGCCCUAAUACGAUUUCAUAAGAACACUACCAGAAAAGGAGUGUUGUGUCCAAUUGUUAUUGCUAGUUCUGAAGAUAACGUCUCUUCUCCUGGGCCGCAACUCAUUUUAGGAGAGAAAAUAACAUUUGUUGAUAAAGGGAAAGUAAUUGCGAUUGGUCAUCGGCAUAAUGAUUCCCUACACGUGCUUCAAUUAAUUGCUUAUUAUUAUAUUAUGGACUUGUCGUACCCGAGAUCGUUGCAGCAUUACGUCUUGCAAAUACCAUUUGCUUGUACAAAUAAGCUUUGGUUAAAAAAAUGCCGAGUCUUGUAAAAGGUUUUGUUGUAUUUUGCAACUGUUCAACUCUUCGAAUAAAAACAUUAAGACAAUUUAAAAUUAAAUAUUUAUGUUUGAUGAUGGUUACUUUUUAUACAAAUAAAAUAUAAUUUU
Messenger RNA from Hydra vulgaris (swiftwater hydra), 959 nucleotides. NCBI's taxonomy places the organism in Eukaryota, Metazoa, Cnidaria, Hydrozoa, Anthoathecata, Hydridae. The record is from RefSeq and is a predicted model, not a curated record.